GACGAGGAGGCAGAGAAGGCAAAGGCCGAGAGAGUGGCCGCCUAUCAGGAGAAGAAGUCCAAAAAGGCGGCAGUGAUCGCCAAAUCCAAUGUCAUUCUGGAUGUGAAGCCGUGGGACGACGAGACAGACAUGAAGGAAUUGGAGGCUAAGGUGCGCACCGUUGCCAUGGAUGGACUCCAUUGGGGCAUUUCCAAAUUGGUUCCACUCGCUUACGGCAUCUUUAAGCUGCAGAUCGUGUGCGUUGUCGAAGACGAUAAAGUGAGUAUCGAUGAGUUGACCGAAGCUAUUGAGGGCUUCGAGGACUUUGUCCAGUCCGUAGACAUCGCCGCCUUCCAGAAGAUUUAAACACUUGUUUUAGUUUUACAUUUGGUUUUUAUUUGCGAUCAAGUGUUUUGAUUGUUAACCACAAUAUGAUUGUCAAAUCAAUUCAAAUAAAGUGAAAUGCAUUUUAAUAUACA
Messenger RNA from Medioppia subpectinata, 458 nucleotides. NCBI's taxonomy places the organism in Eukaryota, Metazoa, Arthropoda, Arachnida, Sarcoptiformes, Oppiidae. The record is from the annotation of a GenBank genome assembly.